Molecule: messenger RNA, 1122 nt
Organism: Metschnikowia bicuspidata var. bicuspidata NRRL YB-4993
Lineage: Eukaryota; Fungi; Ascomycota; Pichiomycetes; Serinales; Metschnikowiaceae
Gene: WSC2
Product: Wsc2p
Exons: 1
Coding region: 1-1122 (373 amino acids)
Cellular component (GO): plasma membrane
Source: RefSeq, a predicted model, not a curated record
AUGUACACCCCCUCGAAGCUACUACUACUACUGCUCGCCGUGCUCGUGCAGGCGGACUCCUUCUCUGACUACGGCUGCUAUUCCGAAAGCGACAUCCUGUCCUUGCUCACGCUGCAAGGCUCGUAUACCUACCAGACACCGUCGUACUGUGAGCAGCUCUGCGAGGGCGAAAAGGUCGCCGCGGUCAUGGACGGCAAAUACUGCUACUGCGGGCUGACGGUCCCGGCGUCAUCCUUGGAGGUCGAUAGCUCCAAGUGCGACGUGGCGUGCCAAGGAUACGGCAGCAUCACGUGCGGCGGCGACGGGUACUUCGAGGUCUACGUGAACGACGACGUGGACGGCUCCACCAUGUCUGUUUCGUCGUCGUCGUCCUCGACGAAAUCAUCCUCGAAAUCGUCCUCGAAGUCGACGUCUUCGUCGACCAAGACAUCCUCGUCAAGCUCGUCAUCAUCGCAGUCGCUGGGUUCAGCAUCCUCGCAGCCCGGGAAUUCAGCGGGCUCGCUGGGCGCAACGCAGGCCGCGUCCAAUACGCAGACCAGCUCGUCUGCAAGCCAAGCCAGCGGCUUCACGACCAUUGUUUCGACAGUCACGUCCUCUCCCAGCGGGACCUCGGGCUCCAUCGUUGCAGUCACCACCACCGUAGCAUCAGGAAACUCAAGCAGCAGCAGCAGCAGCUCGUCAGAAACCACCAAGUCUCUGGGCGUGCUGGGAGGCCAGAUUGCGGGAGCCGUCGUCGGCUCGAUUGGCGGGGUGGCUGUCGUGUCUUUGAUCGUAUUUUUUGUUCUCCGGUGGCGCAAGAACCGCGACGAGGACGACGAUGAUGACGACUUUGUUUUCUCGGACAAUAAGCGGGCCCAGUUGGGCGAGUUCGACUCCGUGACCCCGCACACCUUUGUGGGAGGCGGUGCUGCCGCUGCCGCAGGCACCCACACGCACAACAACUCGAACACAGACCGCUCGUACUCCUCAAACAACGAAGACGCGUUCUAUUUUGCGAACGAUGCUGAAAGGGAUAACUACUACGCCAACAACACGGAGUACGGCCGUCGCCGCUUGUCCAACGGCUCAUUGCCUGAUAUGCUCACGCGGAACCCUGGGUCGCUACAGGUGGUCAACAAUUGA